Molecule: messenger RNA, 1020 nt
Organism: Ipomoea triloba (trilobed morning glory)
Lineage: Eukaryota; Viridiplantae; Streptophyta; Magnoliopsida; Solanales; Convolvulaceae
Product: double-stranded RNA-binding protein 1-like
Exons: 5
Coding region: 1-1020 (339 amino acids)
Source: RefSeq, a predicted model, not a curated record
AUGGAGCAGACAAGUCCUGAAUUUCCAAAGGAGAUGAUGAAGAUGAACAUAUACAAGUCGAAGCUGCAAGAGUUUUGUCAUGGGAAGAAAUGGGCACCACCAAGGUACACAUGCAUGAAGGAUGGAGCAGACCACAUCCCUCAGUUCAAGGCUUCUGUGCUUGUCAAUGGCCUCAAUUUCGACACCCUCAGCCCCUGGAAAUCCCGGAAAGAAGCUGAUAAUGAAGUUGCCAAGCUUGCCUUCCUUUACUUCUCUUCAGGGAGUGGAGAACAAAAGGCUACUGAAACACACAAGAAUCCUGAUGAUUUUGGCAUUAAUCCUGAUUCUGAACAGCAAUACAAAAAAAAGCUACAGAUCUAUGCGAAAAGAAUGAAACUCGGUUUACCAACAUAUUGUGUGCAAAGGGAGGGAGUACUUGAUGAUCUUUGCUUCAAGGCUAUAGUUUCACUUAGUGGUGAAUCCUUCAAAAGUCUAGGGGGUUAUAAGAGUGCAAAGGAAGCAGAAGAAGAUGCUGCUCGGUUCGCUUUAAUGUCACUCACCUCAGCUGCUUUUAAAGAGAGCGUCAAGCGUUCUUACAAAAGCCUCUUGCAAGAACUGGGACAAAGCAAAGGACUUGCCAUGCCUGCAUAUAUGACAACAAUGUCUGGCAAACAUCAUAAUCUCACAUUUUUAUCGAGUGUGGAAAUUGAUGGGAAUGUUUUCCAUGGGACUGCAGCAAUGUCCAAGAAACAGGCUGAGAAUAAUGCUGCAAAGGUUGCUUACAUGUCUUUGAUGGGAGAAGAAGACCCGCUAGCCACGGACAUUUCAUUGGAAUCUUUGUCUCUUUCGCCUAAAGCAAGCGAUUCGAUUGUGGAUCGAAGCACCAAGGGGACAGCAGAAAUGAAAACCUAUCUGCUCUGCAACAGGUUCAAAGUGUAUAAUCACAUUCCAGAUAUGGCCUUACCCAAAGGGACUGUUCUGCUUCCUAUCAGGGAUGGUGAGUGGGUUAUUGCAAGCUUGGAAUUCCCCAGCCAAAAGUGA